Messenger RNA from Punctularia strigosozonata HHB-11173 SS5, 1452 nucleotides. Its product is annotated as cytochrome P450. The coding region runs from base 1 to 1452 and encodes 483 amino acids. Lineage: Eukaryota; Fungi; Basidiomycota; Agaricomycetes; Corticiales; Punctulariaceae. The transcript is spliced from 12 exons. Gene Ontology annotation, molecular function: monooxygenase activity; heme binding; oxidoreductase activity, acting on paired donors, with incorporation or reduction of molecular oxygen. The record is from RefSeq and is a predicted model, not a curated record.
AUGUUACCUCCAGGACCCAGUAAAACGCCCUUCCUCGGCCAUCCUACUCGUUCUUUCCCGCAACACGAGUGGGAGGUUUACAAGCUAUGGACGGACAGAUAUGGAGACAUAAUCCAUUUUAGAGUAUUUGGGCAAUCCAAGAUCAUCCUUGGUUCUGCGGCAGCCGCCGAUUUUGUGCUCGAAAAACAUUCGGCGACGUCAUCGGGCCGCCCGGAGUUGCCGCUUCUAACGCAGACGGCCGGUUUCGAAUGGCACUUUGCCUUCAUGCCUUACGGGGAGGAUUGGCGUCGGCAUCGCCGGAUCUUCCAUGAAAAGUUCAACCAGAACUCGGUGGCUGCUUUCCGUCCGAUGCAUAAGCGGCACAUCAAGCGUCUCCUCCGGCUGCUUUACAAGUCCCCUCAAUCCAUGUACGAGAACUUUCUCUACGUCACUGGGGCAACCAUCCUGGACGCGCUGUAUGGGAUAGAGGUUAGCGGUACGGAUGAUCCGUAUCUGAAGACGGCCGACGUCGUGCUCCAGGCAAUCACCGAGGCAACCACCACAACUUCCGCUUCUCUGAACAGCCUUCCCCCAGUUGCGACAGUUCGCCUUAUUCCGGCUUGGACUCCAGGGGCCGAUCUCAAGCGCAGCGCUCUCGAGUGGCGGUUCCAUGCCCAGCGCAUGGUCUCUCUGCCGUUCUCCGUAGCCAAGGAAUCGGUAGUAAGUCGAAUACAAAUACCAAGCCUUUUGGAAGGUGUCCUUCAGAAGUACCACGGCGCUGACGCUGGCCUCGAAGAAGAAGAGUUGAUCAAGAACGUGGCGGCAGCUGCAUACGAAGCUGGAUCCGGCACCGCUGCCAACAUUCUUCAUACCUUUACGCUCGCCAUGCUACUGUACCCUGACGUGCAGCGUCGAGCGCAAGCUGAGAUUGACGCGAUUGUCGGUCCGGAGCGGUUACCAGAGUUUGAGGACAGGCAACACUUGCCGUACAUGAAUCGACUCAUUAGUGAAGUGCAUCGCUGGGCGCCGGUGAAGCCUCUAGGGCUGGAGCAUACUGCGACGGAGGACAUAAUCUAUCGGGGCUAUACCAUCCCGAAAGGCGCAACGCUGAUCCCCAACGUCUGGGCCAUGUUUCACGACAAGGACACGUACGGACAGGAUGUGGACGCGUUCAAUCCCGACCGGUUCCUCAGACCAAAUCUCCAGGACGUUCCUCCCGGUUUCCCAUACGGGGCCUUUGGCCAUGGCAGGAGGAUCUGUCCCGGACGAUACAUGGCCAACAACACAUUGUUUGUCACUAUCGCCUCGAUCUUGGCGUGCUUCGAUAUAUCCCCUGCUUUGGAUGAAGCGGGAAAGCCGAUUCCGGUGCAGGAGCGUGCAAAUGCCGCCAACAGCCAUCCAGAAUCGUUCAACUGUAGAUUCGUGCCUAGGGGCGCGAGGGGGUUGCAGCUCAUCCUCGGGGAGACGGACUGA